Moneuplotes crassus is the source of this 1001-nucleotide messenger RNA. Lineage: Eukaryota; Ciliophora; Spirotrichea; Euplotida; Euplotidae. The record is from the annotation of a GenBank genome assembly.
AAUGAAGCACAAAGUGCCCAAGACGCAGAUUCAGGACCUGCAAAACUGUAUCAGAUCUAAGAGGAUCAAGCUAUUCAACUCAAAAACUAAGGAGAAAUCCUGCACCCAGACCUCUGGGAAGUCAAAUACGGAGCUAAUUUCCAAGAUAAAAGCAUGCAUGAAUUUUGAAAAACGAAAAAAUGGAAAAAUUGAUAUACUCCAACUGCUCCCAAUGACCCAAUAUUCCUUUAAAAAAGGACUUUCUGAUUAUACUCGGAGGAAGAAAAAGAGACUGGGAAGCAAGAAGCAUCCUAGUAAGGAUGCUUCUGCAAAGGCUCAGGCUGGUAAUCAAAAAGAGAGUUAUAUAAGUAAAUAAAUCUAAUAUUAGUAAUUAUGAAAGGUUAUCCACAUCACAUACACUGAGUUUGUCCCCAGCAAGGACUACACAGCAUACAAAUGGCUUUUAUGAGUUCAAGGAGAAUAUGUUCGAAAUUAAACCUAUCGAAGUAAUCAAGUUUGACAACAAAGAGAUAGCGAGCAGCGGGUUCUCUAGUCUUAACCAAUUUACUAAAUCGUAUCGUACGAAGCUCUGGAAAUUCAAAUCAAGGAUGAAUCUCUGUCAUAGCCCGGAGAAGGGAGGAUUUAGAGCACAAAGAAUGGUCCACUCACAACAUAAGCUGAAGAGAAGAAUGAAUAAAACAAUGGAAAAUCUAAAUUUUCCAGGACUUUAUAUUAAUAACUCAAAAAAUCAAGAAAAGAAAGUAAAAGUUAAUGAUUAUGGAGAAAAUCCUGAUAUUAGUAGGAAUUUUCAAACAAGGACUACCCCCGAAACAUGUCUAAAGAAGGACCAAGAAGUUGGGAAUUCCAAAGAAGACAUCUCUCAAUCCCUCAGUGACCAGGAAUACACUAGCAGAGAUCUUGAACCCAGGGUGAGGCCAAGGCUUGGUCUUUGUAGCUCUCAGAGAAGAAAUAUCAAAAUAUUUAUCAGAAACCCAGUAGAGUCAGUCUAAUCAAUAAACAAA